CGUCUACAUCCAUACUUCAUCCCCACAACCUUCGGAAUCGUCUCGAGAACAAGCAGUCUAUCACCCUCUGCCGUAUCCAAUCUCUCCAAACCGCUUUCAAGAUGAAGUUCGCUUACUUUCUGGCCGCCUCUGCGGUCUGCGCCCCGGUUUUCGUCUCGGCUCUUGCUGUUCCUGAGGUAGCCAAAGUGGAAGUCGCCAAGACUAAAGACGAUGUCACUUCUGACAACAAGGGCGGCUAUGGCAACUCCGGCUAUGGCAAGCACUACGACAAGGACAACUCCGGCUAUGGCGACGACGGCUAUGGCGACUCCGGCUAUGGCAAGGACUACGGCAAAGACAACUCCUACGGCAAAGACGAAUCUACGGCCAAGACAGAGGGCUACGGCGGCUACGGCGGCUACGGCGGCUAUGGCGGACACGGCGGACACGGGGGACACGGUUUCGAAGCUGCCGUCUCGAAGAGGGAUGACACAGAGGGAUACGGCGGCUACGGCGGCUACGGGAAGAGGGAUGACACAGAGGGAUAUGGCGGCUACGGCGGCUACGGGGGACACGGUUUCAAAGCUGCCGUCUCGAAGAGGGAUGACACAGAGGGAUACGGCGCCUACGGCGGUUACGGGGGAUACGGGGGUUACAGCUCUGCUGAUGUCUCGAAGCGCAGCGAGGGCUACGGUGGUUAUGGAGGGUAUGGGGGUGGAGGGUAUGGGGGUUACGGACACGGAGGCCGCGGCGGUUACAGCAAGGCCGAAGUGACGGGCAGCGACUCAAAGCUUACCUCUCGCGGCUACUACGGCGGCAAUUACGGUGGCUACGGAGGUGGCCACCGAGGUGGUUACGGCAAUUACGGCGGUUACGGCGGUGGCCGCUAUGGCAACUACGGCGGCUACGGAGGUCGCUACUAAGUUCCUCGGCUUGCAUCCCUCGUCAACUUGGGCCCCUCUCUUAAUAAAGUCAUGCUCUAGUCGAGUCUCUUUUGGGUAGCUCAUUCCCCUGUUUUGGUUAGUCUGAUUGGUUUUCCCAUAUGAAGCCAAGAUUCUGGCAUUUUCAUGUAUAUACUGUUUUUGGCGUAUGGCAUCGUUUUUUUGCGCUUCUGGCGAGCAGCAACAUGUAUUUGCAAUUUUGAAGCUUGGAAUCGAUUUUUUCUCCUAAAUGGCUCUUCAGAUCAUUUUGCUUUUGUUCUUGGAAUGAAAAAGAAGAAAA
Fimicolochytrium jonesii is the source of this 1200-nucleotide messenger RNA. RefSeq lists its product as uncharacterized. Bases 102 to 902 code for a protein of 266 amino acids. NCBI's taxonomy places the organism in Eukaryota, Fungi, Chytridiomycota, Chytridiomycetes, Spizellomycetales, Powellomycetaceae. The transcript is spliced from 3 exons. The record is from RefSeq and is a predicted model, not a curated record.